Uranotaenia lowii is the source of this 396-nucleotide messenger RNA. RefSeq lists its product as uncharacterized. NCBI's taxonomy places the organism in Eukaryota, Metazoa, Arthropoda, Insecta, Diptera, Culicidae. The coding region runs from base 1 to 396 and encodes 131 amino acids. The transcript is spliced from 2 exons. The record is from RefSeq and is a predicted model, not a curated record.
AUGCGUGCGAUCAAGUACUUGGGGCUGAUGAUCGACGAUCGGCUGAGUUUCACGGGCUAUGCCGAUUACGCCUGCAAAAGAGCGACAAUGGCGACGGCAGUCCUCUCGCGGGCCAUGUCGAACAAAUCAGCGAUCCGCUGCAGCAGAAGGAUGGUCCUGGCGAGCGGGACCUCGUCCGUUUUGCGGUACGGAGCGGCAGCCUGGAAGGCAGCUUUGAGCAGGCAGUGUUAUCUGCAGAAGCUCUGCAGGGUGCAGCGGCUGAAAAACUUGCGAGUUAUCAGCGCAUACCGAACAGUGUCCUCGGUAGCAGCUGAUGUCAUACCCGUGUCGGUCAUGCUGAGCAAUAUUGCUAGAGUGCCACAUCGCAAGCUUGCCGUUGAAACGGUGUAUAGCUAG